CUUCCAAUUCUCAAACUCUUUGUUUAACAUUCAACUCCGAUAACACUCGCCGGAAAACCAGAAAAAGAAGAACUAGGGUUUGUUAAUUUUUGGCCAUGGCUAUGCACGCUGGAGUAGGCUUAACUAAGAUCGUAUUUAUUGUUGGAGCAGGGUAUACUGGUACUUUGCUGUUCAAAAAUGGUAAAUUAUCUGAUGUGAUAGGCGAGCUUCAGAAUCUGGUAAAAAAUUAUGAAAAAUCAGGGGAAUCAGAUGGUGGAGAAUCGGAUGUCAUUGCUGCACAGGUUCGUAGGUUAGCAAUGGAGGUUCGACAGUUGGCUUCGGCACGAUCAAUUACUGUUCUAAAUGGAAGUUCCAGUGGUAAUUGGACAUCUCUGGUAAUGCCAGCUGCUGCAGCGGGUGCCUUAGGUUAUGGAUACAUGUGGUGGAAGGGUUUGUCAUUCUCUGACCUUAUGUAUGUAACAAAAAAGAAUAUGGCAACUGCUGUCUCAAAUCUGACAAAGCAUCUGGACAAUGUCUCCGAGGCUCUUGCUGCUACAAAGAGGCACUUAACACAGCGAAUUGAGAACGUGGAUGGGAAAUUGGAUGAGCAAAUGGAGAUGUCAAAACUAAUAAGGGGCGAGGUUAAUGAUGUGCGUGGUGAUCUGUCCCAGAUUGGUUUUGAUUUGGAUGAAUUAAAUAGGAUGGUUUCUGGUCUGGAUGGCAAGUUACUUUCCUUGGAAGGCAAGCAGGACCUUGCAAAUGCUGGAGUUAUGUACCUGUGCAGUAUUGUCAAUGGAAAAAGGGUGAAGAUGCCUGAGACACUGCAGGAACAGCUUAAAGUUGUGGGCAACUCUACACCUAGUCUGAUGGGCCUUAAAGAACUUGCGGACACCUUACCGCAAAUAAACAGCAACAGGUUUAUUACAGAUGGCAUUACUCAAAAUGGUAUUGAUAAGUUGAGAGAGGCACCUAGACCCCUACUAAGGACGGCCUCUACCAAGUGCUGAUUCAGGGAAAUAUGAGAAAUUCUAUUUUUGUUGUUUUAUCUUAUUUUUUCUGGUGUCACCAACCAGUUGGGAAGUGGGGUGGGUGUGAUUUUUGUAAUGAAUGGCAGCUUCUUGGAUUUGCUUUUCUGGGUUAUAUAAUACUAAGCUUUUUUUUUAAAACCAUGUAUGUAAAGAUUGUUAGCUAAUCGCAAAGAUUUGUACAUGCUGAAAUAAGAACAUGCCACUGAGUGGUAGAAUAUUACAAUGUUACAUUGUUCAUAUUUCACUAUUUAAAUGUCUGGAGAUCUGACUAUUGUCUCUUCGCA
Lycium ferocissimum is the source of this 1291-nucleotide messenger RNA. RefSeq lists its product as uncharacterized. The transcript is spliced from 13 exons. Bases 96 to 986 code for a protein of 296 amino acids. The record is from RefSeq and is a predicted model, not a curated record. Lineage: Eukaryota; Viridiplantae; Streptophyta; Magnoliopsida; Solanales; Solanaceae.